Molecule: messenger RNA, 1197 nt
Organism: Selaginella moellendorffii
Lineage: Eukaryota; Viridiplantae; Streptophyta; Lycopodiopsida; Selaginellales; Selaginellaceae
Product: amino acid transporter AVT1E
Exons: 3
Coding region: 1-1197 (398 amino acids)
Biological process (GO): amino acid transmembrane transport
Cellular component (GO): vacuolar membrane
Molecular function (GO): amino acid transmembrane transporter activity
Source: RefSeq, a predicted model, not a curated record
AUGGUUACUUCUGGCUAUGUUGGGGUUGGCAUUUGCAUUGGCAUUGGAUUAUUUUAUUGGUGUGGAGUGCUCCUGAUGAUAGGAUGCAUGCAAUAUAGUGGAGAUAUCUCACGUUACACUCUGAUUGCUUCCACAGCAUUUCCCAGAUGGGGGCGAUUAAUCACAAGCUUACUUUUCUACUUGGAAACAUUAUGCACGCUUUUGGGAUUUCUAAUUGCAGUGGGGGAUUUAGCACAAAGUAUUCCAACUCAUUUGCAUCACUUUGGGUUACUAAACACAAGAGAGUUUGCAACAUUUGUUGCUAUGGGGGUUAUCGUUCCUGCGACUUGGUUCGAGAAGUUAUCUACAGUCUCCUUUUUCUCGUUGUGUUGUACACUUGGGCUCUUAUUUGUCAUGGCAUUGACCAUUUACAUCGGGUUCUUUGAUGGGGUUGGAUUCAAAGCCCGAAUUCCACUUGUUCGAACUUCACAGAUAUCAAAGUCCAUUGGAAUUUAUUCUUUUGGCUAUGGAUCAGCUCCAAUUUAUCCAAGCAUCUAUUAUUCAAUGAGAAACCAAGGAUCUUUCACACUGGUGCGUUAUUUUGUAAACCAAUAUUCAUGGAAGUGUUGCACUUCUUUUCAGGUACUCUCAAUUGCUUUUGGAGUGUUCACAGCUGUAUUUUUACUCUUUGGAUUAUUGGGAAGCUUUAUGUUUGGGCUUGCUAUCUGGGUAUCUUUUGUUAUUCCAGUUUCUAAAUUUCCACUUCUUAUGCAUCCUAUAACAUCGGAUGUCCAUGAAAUUAUUGCAAGGAAAUUCAGUAUUCAGCCAAAGAGCCUUGUGUCUAUAGUGAUAAGAGUUGUUGUGAGCUCUUUUACUACUCUCGUGAUUAUGGCUAUUGCGCUGGGCCUUCCUAAAUUUGCUGAUGACCAGGCUUAUAUACCUCGUGGAGGCUGUCGAAGGCAGUACGUCCGACGAAACGUCACCGGCAUAGACAGGAAGGAAUUGCUGGAAGCUUAUAGAGACCGUCCAAGCGACUGGGAAGAAGCUGCUGGCAUCGUAAGACGGGGACUCGCGAGCGAACAGGAAAUUUACUGGAAUGAAUGGAGAGAGAAUUGGCCUGUGUUCUCGUAUGGUGGCUCUCAGCAAGAUCAUAGCAUCAGCGAGUGCGCCUCUCCGCAUGUCGGUUUCCGCGCCAGAAAUCUCGAGGCUUCACGAUGA